Messenger RNA from Daldinia loculata, 609 nucleotides. RefSeq lists its product as uncharacterized. The coding region runs from base 1 to 609 and encodes 202 amino acids. The transcript has 2 exons. The record is from RefSeq and is a predicted model, not a curated record. NCBI's taxonomy places the organism in Eukaryota, Fungi, Ascomycota, Sordariomycetes, Xylariales, Hypoxylaceae.
AUGGUAACCCAAACAGAAGCCGAAAACUUUAACCGGACAAUCAAACUCCUAGAGGAACUGGUAGAGAUUCCGAAAAGAGUUACCAAGGUCGGCGGUAGUAAUCUAGAGCACUACUUGGUCAUUUUGCGAGAAGUAUUCGACGUGCUAUCUAAAUACAUCCCUGAGCUGCAGGGCCAAGUUCUUACCCAAGACACUCAACGACUCCUGGCAUCAGGGGCUACAAUUAAGUCCGAAACCGUAGAGCAGCUCAGAAAUUGCUUGCUCAAUGCACCUCAAUAUGCAAAAGCGUCGGGACACAAGGAGGCACCCCCGAUCCCACCCAAGAAGGAUAGCAAGCCUAAGCUUGAGAUUGAAGAUGUAGGCGAAGGCGAUACUCGUCGCUGCACUACCUUUGAGAACGAAGUCGUAGAAUCAUUUAUCAACCUUUUCCUGGCUCUUGACGAAUCUCCACCUGCGACACCUCCUCGACCAGACCUACGCACAAGAGCGGUUCGUCCUUCCCAAGGCUCCUCUUCCCAGCGCCCAAAGAAAACUCCCCCACCCAGUCCACACCAGUCGCCUAAGGGCAAGGAAAAGAUGUCACAGGAGCAAAGUACAAAAGACCCUUAG